This is a messenger RNA of Capra hircus (goat), 1196 nucleotides long. RefSeq names its product carcinoembryonic antigen-related cell adhesion molecule 18. The annotation marks the transcript as partial. The transcript has 7 exons. The record is from RefSeq and is a predicted model, not a curated record. Lineage: Eukaryota; Metazoa; Chordata; Mammalia; Artiodactyla; Bovidae.
AUGCGAUUUAAGGAAUCUCAAUUAAAUGAUACAGGGAACUACACCGUGAGGGUGGACGCUAUCAGUGACACCAGAGAGCACGUGUCUGGCUCGAGAUUCAAAGGGAUUAGCCAAGACGUCACCAUGUCAACACUCCUCCUGAACUUCCUCAUGACGUGGUCAAUCUUGGGCCAUGUCCUCCUCUUUACACUCAUCCUUCUGAGCCUCAUCAGAUGUUACUCCACCAGACAUGGAGGACACGACCUGAUGGGCAAGGAGGUGAGAGCCAGUCUGCUGGCCUGUGGGAUCCGCCAGGCCUCCAGCCAAAUCUACAUCGCCCCGGAUUCACUCAUCGGAGUGGAAAGAUAUUCGAGCUCACUGGCCAUCGAGAACGCCCCUGAAGAUGUUCAGGAAUACAGCUGGCACCGGGGUGCAAAUGACACUGAGGAAAAUCUGAUUAUCAGCUACAAUGCCACAUCUCAUUCCAGGCGGGAUGGGCCCAUGUACAGCGGCCGGGAAAGUGUGUCCGUUAGAGAGUUGGAAAUCCCGCAAAUCUCGGUCAACACCACCUCCGUCGUAGAUUGGGAGGAUGCGGUGGCUGCCACUUGCUACACCAAUGACAGCCACAUCCACUGGUAUGUGAAUUAUGUGCCGGUGUCCAGAAAUUACCGGAUGACCAUCUCCCCGGACAACAAGACCCUCGUCAUCCGAAUGUUCAGCCGCUUCAACUCACCACUUCAGUGCGGGAUAGAAAUUCUCCCAGAGCGCAUUCAGAAAAGUGACCUCGUCUAUGUGACAGUGGCCCAUGGGCCCUACAGUCUGCAGCUCAGCAGCAGUCCCACUGACUUCGGUGGCAUCCUGUCUGCUGAGAUCGGCUCCCAGGUGGAGAUGGAGUGCAUCUCCUAUUCCAGACCAGAAUCCAAGUACCGCUGGAUGCACAAUGGCUCCUUCCUGAGCUUCUCAGAGAAGAACAUCACCCUCCCAAGUCUGACCUGGGACCAGAUGGGCAGAUACAGGUGCAUCGCAGAGAACUCCGCCACCCAGCUGACCUUGUACGAUGAAGUCCACGUCCAGGCACCCUGGCGCUGGCCUGUUGUCAGCAGAACGUUCACCAUCUCAGGAUCCUUGUUGAUGUUUCUCAUCAUAUUCACAGUUCUGGGCUUCACCCACUUCCUUAUGGUCCUGAUCCGUGCCCUGUUCAGACAUUACUCUACCAG